AUGUCAUCAUCCUCGUCAUCAUCGGCCUCGCCAUCAUCAACGCCACUGCAUCAACAACCACGACUUCAGCAAGAACAACAACAACCUGUAUAUCUGGACGGCGCGCUACUCCUGGGUCGCCGUCUGGUACUGGAAUGGGAGCGCGUCAACGGUUGUCCCAACGUCCAGGACCACAUCGGACCUGCCGCCCUGCGUAGCACAGCCAACGCCGUUGAGCAGAUCCUGAAAUUGCACCAGGUCCUGCUGGAGAGCGUGCUCACUACGACUUCGUCGCCGGUCCAGGUCUCCAUGGUGCCUGUGACACUGGGCUCACUCGAGCUCGACGCGGAGGAGGCUCGCAUGGUGGUGCAUGAAGCUCUGCGACACACCAUCACAAGGCUAGGAGACCUACUCAAUGAUAUUGAGGAUGAAAGCAAACAAGCCACGGCACAUGAUAUUGUUGAGGACGUCAAAAGGGCACAGAUGCUGAUGUUUAGGCUCCUCGGACGGGUCCCCAUAUGA
Messenger RNA from Neoarthrinium moseri, 501 nucleotides. RefSeq lists its product as uncharacterized. The record is from RefSeq and is a predicted model, not a curated record. The coding region runs from base 1 to 501 and encodes 166 amino acids. The transcript has a single exon. Lineage: Eukaryota; Fungi; Ascomycota; Sordariomycetes; Amphisphaeriales; Apiosporaceae.